CUCACCAAGUCUCAUCGUCAAGGUCAUAUGGUGAAAGUGGACUGGCUGGACAGACUGACCUUCAGAGAAAUUGAAAUGAUCAAUGAGAGGGAAAAACGAAGUUCUAACUUUAUGUACCUGAUGAUUGAAUUCCGUUGCGUAAAGUGUGAUGAUAAAGAAUAUGGAAUAGUUUACUACGAAAAGGAUGGUGACGAGUCAUCUCCAAUUUUAACAAGUUCUGAAAUUGUUAAAAUUCCAGAUCCCCAGAUGUCUAUGGAGAACUUAGUAGAAAGCAAACAUCACAAACUUGCUCGAAGUUUAAGAAGUGGACCUUCUGAUCAUGAUCUGAAGCCUAAUGCAGCUACGCGAGAUCAGCUUAAUAUCAUAGUGAGUUAUCCACCGACAAAGCAGCUAACAUAUGAGGAACAGGAUCUAGUUUGGAAGUUCAGAUAUUACCUCACUAAUCAGGAGAAGGCCUUGACAAAAUUCUUGAAAUGUGUCAACUGGGACCUACCACAAGAGGCAAAGCAAGCACUGGAGCUACUGGGCAAGUGGAAGCCCAUGGAUGUGGAAGACUCUCUAGAACUUCUGUCAUCUCACUUUACCAACCCAACAGUUCGGCGUUAUGCUGUUGCCAGGCUUCAGCAGGCUGAUGAUGAGGAUUUGCUGAUGUACCUCCUACAGUUAGUCCAGGCAUUGAAAUACGAAAACUUCGAUGACAUAAAGAAUGGACUGGAACCUAGCAAGAGGGACAGUCAAGGUUCAAUGUCAGAAAGCAUGGCAACAUCUGGAACUAAUGGUGCAGAAAUAGACAGUUCCCAGAUCAUGAGUCCUAUUCCACCUGUUUCCUCACCACCUCUUACUUCUAAGACAAAAGAACUUACAGACAAUGAAAACCUUGAUCAAGAUCUUUGCACGUUCUUGAUAUCACGAGCAUGCAAAAAUUCCACGUUGGCGAACUACUUAUACUGGUAU
This is a messenger RNA of Eurypyga helias (sunbittern), 954 nucleotides long. RefSeq names its product phosphatidylinositol 3-kinase catalytic subunit type 3-like. Gene Ontology annotation, cellular component: endosome; cytoplasm; membrane. Gene Ontology annotation, molecular function: 1-phosphatidylinositol-3-kinase activity. The transcript is spliced from 9 exons. Gene Ontology annotation, biological process: phosphatidylinositol-3-phosphate biosynthetic process; autophagosome assembly; autophagy of peroxisome. NCBI's taxonomy places the organism in Eukaryota, Metazoa, Chordata, Aves, Eurypygiformes, Eurypygidae. The record is from RefSeq and is a predicted model, not a curated record. The annotation marks the transcript as partial.